This is a messenger RNA of Trichoderma virens Gv29-8, 888 nucleotides long. RefSeq lists its product as uncharacterized. NCBI's taxonomy places the organism in Eukaryota, Fungi, Ascomycota, Sordariomycetes, Hypocreales, Hypocreaceae. Bases 1 to 888 code for a protein of 295 amino acids. The transcript has a single exon. The record is from RefSeq and is a predicted model, not a curated record.
AUGGAAACAUUCAUAUUAAACGAAGUAACAGAAGAGUCACGUAAUGUUCUCAACCAGCUUUGGGACAAACUAUCCGAUGAUAGUUUUAGGCUAAGAAGAUCAGAUUGUUACGACGACGAGGAGCUUUGGUCGUUCCCACGGAACUCCCAUGGUCCGGCUCAAACAUCUUCAGUCAAAAUUUCCAUCCGUGUGUAUAAUGAACACAUGGUAGAUGCGGCCAUCAAACUUCAAAAGAGAUAUGGCGGCCGUGUUGUGGUUUUGAGCAAUGCCGAUUUCAGGGCCCUUGACGGGGACUGGGGGAGGAUGACAAUCGCACAGGAAGAGGAUAUUUGUCGCCGAACCUCAUUGCUCAUGUCUAUGGUUUACAAAUCACCCUCCUCUAAGAUUUGGGCUUUGAAUUCAUGUGAAGGGGCGGGCAUUUACGUUCCCGAGGUUGUCGUCUUCCGCAAGUAUCGUGGUUCUGAUAAACUAUUUGAGUCAGAUACUGAACCUGAAGAUCUCCCUACUGUGAGCGUAAUCAGAAUCAGCGCUCUAAAAGACUUCAAAGUCGAUAAAGAGAAGCUCAUCAUCACCGAUGGAGUAAGCAAGGUGACAGUGGAGAAACAGCUAUACGGCAAUACAGAGGACAGGGAACGGAUGAAGACGAAAAUGAGGCUCUCUUUGCGAAUAGCGGCAGUUAAAGGUCACCGCUUGCUCGUCCUAGGAGCGUUUGGCUGCGGUACAUUUGGCAAUCCUAGCGAUGAUGUUGCGGAAUGUUGGUUGGAAGUGCUGCGGGAAGAUGAGUUUCGGGGAGGUUGGUGGAAGGCGAUUUGGUUUGCGGUAUUUGAUCCUAAUGGAGAUGGAGAUUUUGAGAUAUUUCGGGACGUCCUUCACGGUGCACAGGUCUGA